Messenger RNA from Medioppia subpectinata, 3209 nucleotides. The record is from the annotation of a GenBank genome assembly. Lineage: Eukaryota; Metazoa; Arthropoda; Arachnida; Sarcoptiformes; Oppiidae.
AAUGCUAUCUAAUGCCGGAGAGGGGACCGGAGGCCCGGGCGGCUGAGUUUGAUGGCCGGCGCCCACAACUGAGCGCUGAGUUCAUUGAAAUACUGGACGAGUUUUGCCGUAAAAUUUUAGCGCCCGAAAGAUUGACGCCUAAGAUGGCCGGCGGGCGUCCGUUGACGGGCCGGGCGUUUAGUCUGUAUAUCAAAGUCUACGUGGAUAUGUUCAAUAGCGGUCAGAUCCAGGGGUGCGAUAUGCUCGAGGCCUUGAGCAAAAUCACCGACCAUAAUCUAAUUAAACAAAUUAAGGAUGAUUAUCAACUAAAACUACAAGACCUAAUCAGUGAUGAGCGCCGGGAGGGUCGCAGUCGACGUGAAUUGACGGUCGGGGCGGACUCUCUGAGAGAUGAAUGUCGGCAAACAUUUGAGACACAGAAAAAAUCGGCAAACGAUCGUACGGUACGGGAGUUGCGGGAAGUGUUGGCCACGACCUUAACUGAAACGACCGGUCGAGCACUGGACGAGUACGACAGGCGCCGAGCUGUGACCGCCGAGCGAGUGAUCGGCGAUUUGGUUGACCAGUUUAAGGCCACAAUCGGGCCAAUGGGCUCCGGGCACGAGUACUACGGCGAGCGUCAGUUUGAGACAAUUGUGGCCAACAAAGUCGAUGAGCUAACCGCCGAGUUUGAGCUGUUCUGUCUAGAUGAUGAUGAGUUGUUGGCCGCCAAUCAAGAUAAAUUUAAAAAUCAAAUUGAUUUUCACGGCAAAGCAUUUAUGGAAGAAAAUCGGCGCCGAAUACAGGGGCUGAAAGAAUUAUACGAUUCAGAAGUUACUAGGCUAAAAACUGUUUAUGAUCAGACCAUGGGCGAUCUAUUUACGGACGCUGAGCAAUCGUACCACCCAGACGACCUGGAUACACUGCAAACUACCACUACCGGUGAUACGCUAACACAAUUAAACCAAUACACGGCCAACACCCACGCUGUGUCAAUUGAACCCUACAAAACUGCCCUGGACAAUUACUGUUGGGGCAAAUACACCGACUAUAUGGAGAAAAACGGCAUUCGGCGCGAGAGGGCCGAAGUGGAUGCCCGGGAAGAGCUCCGGGAGCUGUGCGAUGAUUACGAGCAGGAGUUGGAGCGCUUGAUAGAGUUGGGUGCGGCCGGUGCCGACACUUUUGAUGAGUUCCGACCCGAGGCUCGAGCUGUGGGACAGCGAAUGGUGGCCGAGCGCCGGGACCGACAGCCCCCGGCCGGUGGGGCCCGGCGUCCAGCGUUAAACAUGCGCGACGUGAGCGCCCGGUUCGCCGAAAUACUGGCCGACAGUCAGUAUAUAUUUUUGGAGAAGAAACGGAAAGAGGGUUUGGUUACUGAGCAGCUCCUGGACGCUGUGCUCAAGACAUACACUGAGCGUAUGGCCAGACACCGGGAGGACACGGCGUACAUCAAGUCCGACCGACUCGACCAGAUUCACGGUAAACUGUGCGACGAGCUAUUGGCCGAGUUUGACCACAAACGCCAACAUUUGACUAUGGACAAAUUUGCCGACAUGGUCAAUGAACUGUUGGCCCGCGUGUAUGACUCCGUUCGCGACGAUAACGAUAAAAACACACCAACCCUACCGGCCAUCGGAAUUGACCUGGGCACAACUAACUCGUGCGUGGCCUACUAUAAGCCAGACAAACUCCGGGGCGAGGUGAUUGUGUUCAAAAAUGAUCGUGGUCACUUUACAACACCCUCGGUGGUUGAGUACAAGGCCGCUGAACAGGAGGUGAUUGUGGGCGAUGUGGCCAAAGAGAACCAGAUAUCGUCUCCCAGACAGACCUUAUACUCUAUUAAGCGUUUGAUUGGCCGUAAGUACAGCUCUGAUGAGGUGACCACCGAUCGGAAACACUGGCCCUUCCGUGUGAUAGACAUGGGUCAGGACGAGCCGGGCCUCGAGGUGGAGACCAGUCCGGGUAAGAUCGAGCGGUUUAUGCCCGAAGAGGUGUCGGCACAGGUGUUGAAAAAGAUGAAAGAGACGGCUGAGCAACGGAUGAGCACCGGUGACGAGCGGGUGGUCAUAGAAAACUGCGUGAUCACUGUGCCGGCAUAUUUUAAUGACGCCCAACGCGAGGCCACGAUAGGCGCGGCCACAAUGGCCGGCCUACACGUGUUGCACAUCAUGAAUGAACCCACGGCCGCGGCGCUCGCCUAUCAGAGCAACCGAUUUGAUGAUCUUAGAACCAGGACCGUGUUGAUAUACGAUUUUGGGGGAGGCACGUUUGACGUAUCGAUACUAGCACUAGAGGGUUGCGAUGUGAACGUGUUGGCCACGCACGGCAACAAUCACCUAGGUGGCGACGACGUGGACAAUAACAUGAUGACCCGUUGUUGGGCAGAGUUUGAGCGCCAGACGGGUCAGGCGGUGGACGUGCGGACCGACGCGGGAGCCGUAGCUCAGAGGCGACUCAAACGCGAGUGCGAGCGCCAAAAAUGGGACCUAAGCGAGACCAACUCGGCCAGGGUGACCAUCAACAAUUUUUUCGACAACAAUCACCUGGAUGUCGAGCUGACCCGCAAGGAUUUUAACACAAUGAACGCAGCGCUGUUUGCCAGUACAAUGGACUGCGUAAACAUUGCGAUGGGUAUAGCGGGUAAAACACCCAGGGACAUUGACGAUGUGAUCUUGGUGGGCGGCUCCACGCGUAUACCCUAUGUGCGCGAAAUGUUGGCCGACGAGUUUCUCAAUAAGAAUCUGUGCCAAUCGAUUGAUCCGGAUUUGGCUGUGGCCGAGGGGGCGGCCAUUCAGGCGGCCAUAUUGAACGGCAACCAAGCUCAACAAUUGGGAAAAUUACGUGUGCUUGAUGUGACGCCCUAUAGGCUGGGCGUAGCUAAAGAGGGUGACCAGUUUUCCGAGAUUGUAGAGGCCCAGUCGAGCAUACCGUGUUCCAGGUCAAAAACGUACCGAACGGUGCAAAAUGGACAGACUAGCAUUGACGUGGAGGUGUACGAGGGCAAUGAAGCGGUGGCCAGCGCUAAUCGGCACCUGGGUCGAUUUACUGUGUCCAAUAUACCGCCCGGACCGGCCGGCGAGCACACGAUCCAGAUCAUUUUUGACAUAGACGAUGAUGGCAUUUUAAAGGUGCGCGCUCUCAAUCUGUCCACUGGUCAAACUGCCGGCCGUAUUGAAGUGGUCAAACACAGUGGCCGACUCACUGCUCAGGAGUUGCAGGAGCGCGCCAUC